GAUGACCAAAACGGCAAGCAUAUACCAAAUUUUAUAUUAUCAAUUUAUUCAUCCUUCUUCCUCUAUGUUCAUACUAUCCGUUACUAUAUAUAAGCCUAUCAAAUUCAAAGCAAUGCAUUCAUCUACAUUAACAAUACAACAGCCUCUUAAUUUUCUAAGUAGCACAACAAUGGAAAUUCCAAUUAUGAUUAAAACAUUCUUAUUAACAUCAUUAAUCUUGUUCAUUUCAUCAACACAUGUUGUAGCAACAACACUUUCCUCAACCACAAACCUAUUUAGAGAAUACAUAGGAGCUGAAUCCAACAACAUCAAAUUCUCCGAUGUACCUAUAAACCCGAAUGUCGAAUUCCACUUCAUUCUCUCCUUCGGUAUCGACUACGACACUUCAUCUUCUCCAUCUCCCACAAAUGGAAAGUUUAACAUCUUUUGGGACACUAAUCACCUUAACCCCUCUCAAGUUUCUUCCAUCAAGAACCAAUAUUCAAAUGUCAAAGUAGCCCUAAGUCUUGGAGGUGAUAGUGUCGAAGGCGGAUAUGCUUAUUUCGAUCCAUCUUCGGUCGAUUCAUGGCUCUCUAAUGCAGUUUCUUCACUCACAAGUAUAAUCAAAGAGUAUAACUUAGACGGAAUCGACAUCGAUUAUGAGCAUUUUAAAGGAGACCCGGAUACCUUCGCAGAGUGCAUUGGAAAGUUAAUUCAAACUCUUAAAUCAAAUGGGGUCAUAACUUUUGCUUCUAUUGCUCCUUUUGAUGAUGAUCAAGUUCAAAGUCAUUACUUAGCUUUGUGGAAAAAUUAUGGACAUCUUAUAGACUAUGUUAAUUUUCAAUUUUAUGCAUAUGACAAAGGUACAAGUGUGUCACAAUUUAUUGAUUAUUUCAACAAACAAAGUUCAAACUAUAAUGGUGGGAAAGUGUUGGUGAGUUUCCUUAGUGAUGGGAGUAGUGGAUUGUCUCCAAGUGAUGGAUUUUUUAAGGCAUGUCAAAGGCUAAAGAGUCAGCAGAAACUUCAUGGUAUCUUUGUUUGGUCAGCUGAUGAUUCUAUGGGAAAUGGUUUUCGAUUUGAGAAGCAAUCACAGGCUCUUUUGGCUAUACAUUAGUUGAUUGAAUAUGUGGUAUAUGUUGAAGAAUGAUUUUAUAAUGAGUACUUAUAGACUAUAGUACUCAUGAAUCAUGAU
Molecule: messenger RNA, 1171 nt
Organism: Trifolium pratense (red clover)
Lineage: Eukaryota; Viridiplantae; Streptophyta; Magnoliopsida; Fabales; Fabaceae
Product: chitinase 2-like
Exons: 1
Coding region: 2-1093 (363 amino acids)
Biological process (GO): carbohydrate metabolic process
Molecular function (GO): hydrolase activity, hydrolyzing O-glycosyl compounds
Source: RefSeq, a predicted model, not a curated record